Exserohilum turcica Et28A is the source of this 4501-nucleotide messenger RNA. RefSeq lists its product as uncharacterized. Gene Ontology annotation, biological process: SREBP signaling pathway. The record is from RefSeq and is a predicted model, not a curated record. The transcript is spliced from 6 exons. NCBI's taxonomy places the organism in Eukaryota, Fungi, Ascomycota, Dothideomycetes, Pleosporales, Pleosporaceae. Gene Ontology annotation, molecular function: sterol binding; protein binding. Bases 8 to 4501 code for a protein of 1497 amino acids. Gene Ontology annotation, cellular component: Golgi membrane; endoplasmic reticulum membrane.
CGCGAAAAUGGCCAAAACAAAGCCAGCAGACCGGAAAGCGAAAAAGAGCGCAAAGUCUGGCGCAUCGAAACCAAAGGCAUCGGCCGAGGAUCUGUUGAUGCAAGCGGCGACUUUUCUCCAGACGUCACAGCCAGAGGAGGCGCUCGUCGCCGCACGAAGAGCGCUGAACCUACUUCAACCCGGUACCUCGAAGCCUUCGGCAGCCGCGCUGCCCGCCUUGAACCUAAUCGGCGAGAUCAACGUAGAGCUGGGUGACGCAGAUUCCGCGCGCGAAGCAUUCCAAGCGGCCAUUGCCCUCGACCCACAAGGCGCAAACGAUGGCGCCGAAAAAUUUCUCUGGAUGGCACAAUUGAACGAGGAGGGCGGUGCAGAGAGCGUGCAAUGGUUCGAGAAAGGGAUUGAAGUGCUCAAGAGGGAGAUUAGCGGGCUCGAGGGGAAGAUGGCCAAGAAGGACGAGAUUGAGGAGCUGGUGGAGGAGAAGAGGCAGAAGAUUGCAAACUCGCUCUGCGGCAUUGCUGAAGUCUACAUGACGGAUCUAUCGUGGGAAGACGACGCCGAAGCACGAUGCGACGCCGCCGUCACCGAAGCGUUGCUAUUUGCACCAGAGAAUCCCGAGCCCCUCCAGACGCUCGCGUCGAUACGCAUCUCACAACUCAAGCCCGACGAGGCGAGGUCUGCGCUCAGACGAAGCAUGGACCUGUGGAAAGACCUCGACCCCGACGAUGCAAAGGUGCCCGACUACUCGCUUCGCAUCAGUCUUUCGCGCCUUUUGAUGGAAGCCGAAAUGGAAGACGAAGCGAUUGAAGUGCUGGAGCGAUUAGUGGGCGAGAACGACGGCAGCGUGGAGGCGUGGUAUCUGGGCGGGUGGUGUCUGCACUUGCUAGCAGGGAAGCAAAAGGCCAAAGGGGAGGACAAGGUUGCGACGUCUCUGCUGCGUGCGAGCCGCGACUGGCUGGAAAACUGCCUGAAACUGUACGCAAUGCUCGAGUAUGAGGACGAACGGCUGAAGGAGCAUGCCGACGAGCUCCUUCAGGAGCUAAAUGGCGUACUCGGGCCUUCUACGGGGGCGGAGGACGAGGAGGAAUGGGAAGACGAGGACGGCGAGGAUGACGACGAGGACGAGGACAUGGACGGGACCGGUACAUCGCCGCCGCCAAUGGGCUUGCUCCCCUGCCCGCCCCGCGCAUUCGAGGCCCAUGGCACGGCCACUGCCCGCCAUUGGCUUCUGUCCAUCUUCCUGACCAUCAUCAUCUCGGUCCUGCUGUGCUACCAAGCCGUCUUCCAGGCGGACAGUUCCGCCGCCGCCGGCCUGCGCAACCUGCCCAAACAUGUGUGGACCUCGACGACCGAAGUCGACGGCGAGCGGCACGCCGAUGUCGUCGUGCGCCAGAUCUGGAUCCACGGCGACUACAUGAACGCCAUCAACCUGCCCGUGCUGCGCGAGGCGCUGCAUGUGCAAAACGCCCUUGUCAACGGCGGCUUCGGCUUCAACGACGACGGCGCUGCCUCGCAUACGCAUGGGAACACACCGCCCGGCCCUGGCCCUUCCGGCUGCGUCUUCCCCAGCCCCGGCGACAAGUGGGGCUGGCACUCGCCCUUGAUGUACUGGAACUGCUCGCUGCGCGCGCUCGAGGAGGAUGACAAUUUGCUGGGGACCAUCAACGCGCACAUGCGCAUGCGCUCGCCCGUCAACAUCACGCUGCGGCCCAGCACCGUCUUCGCUGGCAAGUCGUUUGCCAAGACGAAGCUUCGCGCGGCCGACGCCCUCGUCAUUACGCUGUACGAUAUGUCCAAUUCGAGCGUCGGAGACACGUGGGACGAACGAGCACGCCACCUGGCCAAAGAAAUAUCCCCCGACUGGACCGUUUUCCCCUACGACGCCCAGGCUACGCGCAGCCGCCUGUUUGAGUUCAGAUUCAAGCCCAUGACGCUCAACGACGACCUGUUCUUGGCUGCGUCAUAUCUUGUAACUGCAGUGUACGUCAUAGCGAGGAUGAAACAGUUGCGGGCCGUCAAGAGCUGGUUCGGCCUGCUCGUUACAAUAUGUAUGAAGAUGACCAUAUGUGUAAUUGCAAGUUUCACCCUUUGUACCCACCUUGGCAUUGAUUUGGGGCGGAUCCCCCGGCCAUGGUUUCCUGCUGUAGUUUUUUGUUUUGGCUUGGGGAAUAUAUUUCGAUUGAUUAAUGUCGUCCUAGAGACACCUCCAGAGAUGCCGCCUCACCAGCGCAUCGGCAAUGCACUGGGUGAGGUCGGCCACCUGUCGCUUGCCAUUGCAGUUCAGAAUCUCGCCCUGCUUUACUUUUGCUCCCGACUCGUCACGCCCUGGGUAGCCGACUUUUGCGUUUUUGCCGCCGUUACCCUCGUAUUUGAUCUUGUAUUCCAUUUAACCUUCUUUAUUGCCGUCCUGAGCGUUGAUGUGCAGAGGAUGGAACUCUCCGAUUCGCUAGAACGUAUCGAUCUCCACAAGAAUAUCAAGACCACCAAGGCCGACCGUCAAACGUGGCUUGGUGCAUUAAGAGAAGGUACCUUGCCACUCAGUACCCGUUUUGCAGGGACUGUCGCCAUCUUCUCCGUCAUUGUCGCCAUCAAUUGGCACUUCUUCGACAGCGAUGACAAGGCACUGUCAUUGAGCAAGCUUCGGCAAAGUUUCACAUCCAAAAGGCGCAAGCGCUCCAUCGAGGCAGUAUGGAGCCGGCCGCCAAUCAAUCAGGCUAGGACGCCCGCUGAUUGGCUUCGACUCCAAGACCACAACACGGCUCGGGAAUUGUUUGCUUUCAUCAAGCCUGGAGCCCAGACAUUUGUGGCUCGCAUCUACAAUCCAAUCUUGGUGGUGGCCAAGGGAGCACAAGGACGUGAUCGGCCUCAGCCACCAAUAUCGCUCAUCGACGGGCUCCGCCGCUUUUCCCAAGGACAUGCGUUUCCAGUAGCCUUGAUUGCUGUUAGCCUGAUUGCUAUUGUGGCUUUGUUCAUGAACUACCUUCUUUGGACAGGCCUCCCAAGAGCUGCAGAGGACAGCGAUGAUGAGGAAAGUGAGUUUUGCGUCAAGACACUACCAACGCCGCAAAACCUGGACGUUGUUCAGCUCGCUGCUUGCCCAAGAGGCCACCUUGCGAGCACUGCAGUGAUGAAGCCCAAGCUCUGGCCCAUCUAUGCUACGGCCAUGGACGAUGGUGGGAGCAUCCUAGCGAUAUGCGGGCAGACGGGCCAGAUUGGCCUUUGGGACAUACCUGCAUCGCGGUUCCUCAUGUUUCCGCACAUUGACAUUCGGGGUCAUGCGCCCAUGCUUUUUACCUUUGUCACACUCAAGACACGGACAGACGCGGAAAAGCUAUACCUCAUUGUCGUUAGCCCCGACGGACACCUAACCAAGCUGGAGGCUCGUACAGGCAUCCACCACACGAGACGGAUUGCGCCUAGCGCUAUCCUGUGCAGCUCAAUCUACACUUCGGAGAAGGGCGACAGCAGCCUUGUCUUUGUGACGAAGCCUGGCGAAGUGCACAUAUUGUCGCUCAAGGAAGAGAACAACUACACGUCGGAAGUGGUUGCAGGGCUGGAUCCAGGACCACCUCCCGGCAGCAACCCAGCCAAGAUACGAUGCAUCCAUGCUGUUCCCAGCCUUGGACUCAUGUUUGCGCUCCGAGACGAGGAAGCGGAGAUUUUUGACUUUGCCAGCCGUGCGCUGGUGCACGCGUUCCCGAUUGGACAUGUUCGACCGCAUUCGUUCAGGGUGCUGCACUCGGUGCGACGAGUGUGCCAAUGCGGAGCACCGGCAGUCAAUACACUCUCUGUUGCGUAUGCAGAGUACGACUCGAAGCACAUGCUGAUGCAGACAUUCAGCCUUGACGACAAGACACCGUCGCAGAUGUGCCUCGGCAAGCCGCUAGAUCGGGAGAAGCAUGGGUGUCGGGGACUCGAGUGCGCAACGGAGACGGUGCAUUCGGUCGAGGCGGCCGGAGCAUGGGAGUCGACGGACGCGCUGAGCGUGGUUGGUAUCCGAAGAUGUACAGCGCAGUCGCCGACGCCGUCAUCAACACGGUCAGGGAUGGAGGAUGGGUACCAAGGCAUUGAUGCAACAGCACUCGCUUCUGCACUCAAGCAGCGGGCUCAACGCCAAGGGAAUGCGACGCGGCCAAGAUGUGGGGGUGCAGCGUUCAUCAGAGACGGGCGGGCGGAGGACUCGUUUGACGACUGCGAGGACGCGUGGGAGAUAUGGACACUGUCGACGGCGGGCAACUUCCGGUCCAGGCCGCUGAUACCAGAUGAAGUGGACGAGGCAACGGGCCUGGCAUACGAAGAGGAGCUGUUUGUAGCGGCGCCUGGGCCGAUUGUCAAGCUGGGCAAGCGGAGCAUUGCCGUGGGAUUUGGCAAUACAGUCAAGGUCAUCACGGUAGGCAAGGAGUCGUUUGAUGGGCUGACCAGCAUGCAGAGUGGCGCCAUGGACAUUGGGCUGGGGACAUACAAGUGGAGAGCGCGGAAGGCUACUGGGAGAAAAGUCCAAUGA